Phragmites australis (common reed) is the source of this 2030-nucleotide messenger RNA. Its product is annotated as factor of DNA methylation 1-like. The coding region runs from base 229 to 1821 and encodes 530 amino acids. The record is from RefSeq and is a predicted model, not a curated record. Lineage: Eukaryota; Viridiplantae; Streptophyta; Magnoliopsida; Poales; Poaceae. Gene Ontology annotation, biological process: gene silencing by siRNA-directed DNA methylation. The transcript is spliced from 7 exons.
CACGAAUCACGGCGCAGUUUCAGCGGCGUAGAUCCCCUUCCUUCCCCGCUGAUCAGGAACCCCUCCUGUACUCGACGCCACGCCUUCCACCUGUCAGUUCCCCUUCGCACACACAACGCACGCACCGGACUCGUGCGAAAGGAAAGGCGAGGCCAGGCGGAGCGAAACCCUCCUCCUCUGCCGGCCGCCGCUCGCCGGAGGUCAUCUGAGCCACAGUCACAACUGAUAAUGACUAUGGAACCUCAACCUCUUGAAAACAGAGAUGAUCAGUUUGUCUGGCCCUGGAUGGGCGUUCUAGCCAAUGUGCCUACCGAAUGGAAAAAUGGGCGCCAAGUUGGAGAAAGUGGAAAUAGGCUGAAGGAGCAGCUCUCGCGCUUUUGCCCUCAUAAGGUUAUUCCUUUGUGGAACCAUAGAGGUCACACAGGGAAUGCUAUUGUGGAAUUCGCAAAAGACUGGACUGGCUUCAAAAAUGCGCUCGCAUUUGAAAAUCACUUUGAGGCAGAGGGAUUUGGCAGAAGGGACUGGAAGGUGAAGAAAUGCGGCAGGUCAGAGAUGUUUGGGUGGAUUGCAAGGGCUGACGAUCACAGAUCUCAAGGGCUGAUAGGAGACCAUUUGCGAAAAAAUGGUGAUCUCAAAACUGUAGGUGAUCUUGAAAGUGAAGGGACUCGCAAAACUGAUAAGCUUGUUGCCAAUUUGGCUAACCAAAUUGAAGUAAAGAAUAGACAUGUGCAAGAACUGGAAUAUAAGUGCAAUGAGACGACCACAUCGCUUGAUAGGAUGAUGGAGCAAAGGGAGCAGCUGCUCCAGAAUUAUAAUGAAGAAAUUCGCAAGAUGCAGCAAAUCGCUCGUAAACAUUCACGGAGGAUUAUUGAUGAGAAUCAAAAGCUCCGUUCAGAGUUGGAGUUCAAGAUGCAGGAACUUGAUUUGAGAUCCAAGGAGCUUGAUGAGCUAGCUUCGCAAAGCGAUUAUGACAGAAGGAACCUUGAUCAAGAGAAGGAAAAGAACAAAAUGAAAACUAAGCAUCUUAAGAUGGCAACAUUGGAGCAACAGAGGGCCGACGAGAACGUGCUUAAGCUUGUGGAAGAACACAAGAGGGAAAAACAAGCUGCUCUAGACAAGAUUCUCAAGUUAGAGCAGCAGUUGAAUGCCAAACAGAAGCUUGAGUUAGAAAUACAACAGCUGCAGGGAAAAUUGGAGGUAAUGAAGCAUAUGCCAGGUGAGGAAGAUUCUGAAUCAAAGAAGAAGAUAGAUGAACUCAACGAGGAGCUGCAAGAAAAGUACGAAGAAAUGGAUGCAAUGGAAUCGCUUCACCAGAUUCUGUUUAACAAAGAAAGAAAAAGCAACGACGAGUUGCAACAUGCUCGGAAGGAGCUGCUAAAUGGCUUUAAGGAGCUUGCUGUUGGCCGAGCUAAUAUUGGUAUCAAGAGAAUGGGUGAGCUUGAUCCUAAAGUAUUUGCGGAUGCUUGCAAAAAAAGAUUGUCCAAAGAGGAUGCAGAAGUGACUUCUGCUAUCCUUUGUUCAAAGUGGGAAGAAGAAAUUAAGGAUCCAAGCUGGCACCCUUUUCGGGUUGUAGUGGUUGAUGGAAAAGAAACGGAAGUUCUUUCGGAGGAUGAUGAGAAGCUUCAGGAGCUAAAAGAAGAGCAUGGUGAAGAAAUUUAUGCAUCGGUAAUAAAGGCACUGACUGAAAUCAAUGAGUACAAUCCUAGUGGUCGCUAUCCUGUACCAGAGCUGUGGAACUACAAGGAGGACCGAAAAGCAACACUGAAAGAAGUUGUUCAGCACGUAGUGAAACAGUGGCGGACUCACAAGAGGAAGCGUUGAACCAGUUAUCUGGUUGGGUUCUUGUGUACGGGCACUCCUGAGCUAGACAUUUGAACUAGGCUUGGUGUUAUUUUAGCGUAAGUUCGUAGGCUCUACCUCCUAACGAUGAGUGGUUGGACUAUGAUUAACUGUUAUUGUCAUUUAGACUAUCAUUUUUAGAUACUCUAAAAAUUCAUUAUUUAUAACACUAUUAUAAUACUCUUUAUUUU